Trematomus bernacchii (emerald rockcod) is the source of this 2039-nucleotide messenger RNA. RefSeq names its product CD151 antigen-like. NCBI's taxonomy places the organism in Eukaryota, Metazoa, Chordata, Actinopteri, Perciformes, Nototheniidae. Gene Ontology annotation, cellular component: membrane. The record is from RefSeq and is a predicted model, not a curated record. The transcript has 8 exons. The coding region runs from base 193 to 954 and encodes 253 amino acids.
CACGCAAGGUAGCCCGGGGUGGAGUCAGAAGGCAGUCCUUGAGCUCACUGUGAUUUAUCUGGCCUCCAGAUACACACGGCUAUCCGAGAGACCUUUAUCAGAGUAAAAAGUGGAGUGGAAACAGAAGACCUUUAGGAAUAUUUCCUAAACAUUUAAUCGCUUUAUUCUACGGAAGAUCACAGAAACGGCAGCAUGGGGGUCUAUGAGGAGAAGAAGGAAACAUGUGGAACCAUCUGCCUGAAAUACCUCCUGUUUGCCUUCAACUUUCUCUUUUGGCUGGCAGGCGGCGUAGUGAUGGCGGUGGGUGUUUGGACCUUGCUUGAGAAGAGCGACUACAUCAGCCUCCUCUCCUCCAAGACCUACGCUGCCUCCGCCUACAUACUGGUCCUGGCUGGAGCCAUCGUCAUGGUAACAGGCGUGCUGGGCUGCUGUGCCACCUUCAAGGAGCAGAGGAGGCUACUGCGAGUGUACUUCGUCCUGCUGCUGUGUAUCUUCCUGUUGGAGAUCCUGGCUGGCGUCCUGGCUUAUAUCUACUACCAGCAGCUGAAUCAGGAGCUGAAGCAGAACCUGAGGGAGACCAUGACCCAGAAGUAUCAGCAGAGCACCCACGAGCACAUCACCAGUGCGGUGGACAAGCUGCAGGAGGAGUUUAAGUGCUGUGGCAGCAACAGUUCGUCGGACUGGGCUGAGAGCGUGUGGAUCCGCUCCAGAGAGGCGGAUGGCCGCGUGGUGCCUGACAGCUGCUGCAAGAGUCUCACCACGCUCUGUGGCCGCAGGGACCACCCGUCCAACAUCUACAAGGUGGAGGGGGGGUGCAUCUCCAAACUGGAGAAAUUCAUCCUGGACCAUCUGAAGAUCAUCGGAGCGGUGGGUGUUGGGAUAGCCUGCGUACAGGUCAUAGGGAUGGUGUUUACAUGCUGCCUAUAUCGAAGUCUAAAGGCAGAGCCGUACUAAAGAGGGAAGCAGAAGAAGAAACGUGUGGGACAGGGAGGUACUCCAACAACACAUGCCAUACUCAAAUAGCCCAUAGGUUCUUUUCUUUCCCUUGCACAUAGGGGAAGGGACAUUUUGGCGAGGGAUCAAAUUGCACAUCUGAGGAACUCAUUUUAGUAAACAAAGGGUGGAAAAACACUACAAGGUUUUUGAAGUAAUUAGGCACUCCAUUUGCAGCCUCAGCUACAUCUUCAAGAUCACAGCGAAACCCUCAGAGAGAAACUGAUGGGAUUUCUAAGAUAAAUGAGUGUGGGACAGCCUCCUAGGGACUGAAACAUUGUAGUUUUCUUCCACUCCGAUUCCAUGGAUGUACACUUGUUUGUGGACCAGGUGCUACACCUUUCCCUGCAGGAAAUGUAAACCCUGGUCCCAGCAGUGAGUUUUAACAAGCCCACCUUCUGGAGCCCCCUAAACUGCAACAGCAUUUUGAUUCCUCUUUAACUAGCCAGUCAUGCAUUUAAAAUAUCUGUGCAUUAGUGGCUUUUAAACUUUUACACUGUUCGUUUUUAUAUUUUGUAAAUGUUUGUUUUCAACAUUAGAGGUGCUUUCUUGUGAGCUAUAAUUGUUACCUAUGUGUCUUCAUAUUGUCCUAUCAUGUUUGAUCAUUUCUGCCACCUUAAUGACCUGCUUUAACUCAAAGCAGGUCAACUCAAGUUGAUCUUAAUAAAGUCAUUAUGAUAAUGUUACAUACAAGCAGUGCCACUCAUAUUGCUCAUAAGGAAGUGCCUCAUGUUUGCGCCGUUUUUUAUACAAGGGAUUUAUCCACUGAUGCCAAAAUUGUCAACUUUGUGUAAGGACCUACUGUCUCUCUUUCAGCCUUAUUCCCAUUUCUAUUGAUGUCUCUCUUUUUAGAUUGUUUUUAUAAAUUAACAUUUGUUCACUUUUCUAUAGACCAUGAAUAUAUGAUUGUAUUUAAAGGACACAUGAUAGUCACUCACUGUUUCCCCAUGUGCCUCAAAGACGACACUAAAUGAAUCUGCUGUAUUUCUGUCUUUGUGAUAAUCCUGGAUGUAUUUUAGUUUGAAUAAACAUUGAUUAACAUUUUG